Messenger RNA from Spinacia oleracea (spinach), 10268 nucleotides. RefSeq lists its product as uncharacterized. Lineage: Eukaryota; Viridiplantae; Streptophyta; Magnoliopsida; Caryophyllales; Amaranthaceae. The transcript is spliced from 2 exons. The coding region runs from base 4287 to 5519 and encodes 410 amino acids. The record is from RefSeq and is a predicted model, not a curated record.
AGCACUUGGAGAAUCUACCUCGUCUGUUUAUCUCACAAGUGAUGGUGACUCCGGUGUUCGACAUACUCAAGAUCGACGUAUCGACGCUUCAGUUAGGAAACAGGGAGAGAGGCAGGCUGCACCGUUGAUGCAACCGGUGGUUGAGAGUGGGUCUUCUCGUCCAUUCGAUGACGAGGAUGAUGAUGAUAGGGGCUUUGAGUAUGAGUUGGAGGCCCAAUUGGACAUGGUCGAGGACGUUGUACCCACAGACGGUGUACCCAUAGACGGUGUACCCAUAGACGGUGUACCCACAGACGGUGUACCCACAAACGGUGUAAGUUUGCCCAUUACUUUAGUGAUUACGAAGGGCACGAGAGGGAGGUUUUUCAGAUCUGAGUCGAGCUCUACCACUACUCCGAGAUUUAGUAAACGACAUAAGCAAUUGACAGAUGAUUCUUGGAUGGUUAAAGGUCAUACUCCCGGUGGUCCGACGGAUGAUAGAGUCAUUCCUAGCUUUGGUGGACAUGUUGCCCGACAAAUUUUGGACGGGGUGGAGAGACAGAUAGAAGUCUUGAAGUGCCAGAAUAGAAGCCAUGCUGGCUCGACUCUCAGGAGCUGGCUAGAUGACUUUUCUGAUGAUUUGAGGCGACGUGUUGAUGCGACUGGAUUAUCUCACCUACCAUUUUGCAUGUUUCCUCAUAUCGACAUGCCUUUGAUUUCUGCGUUCGUUGAGCGGUGGCAGCCCGACACGAACACUUUUCACAUGCCGUUCGGGGAGAUGACUAUUAUGUUUCAUGAUGUGUGGCAUAUCCUUCGCAUUCCAGUUGAGGGGCGUUUUAUUUUUGUUGAGAGUAGUAGCGAGCAUUUAAAGUGUGACAUGGUGGAGCUACUUGGCGUUAGUUUUGAUGAGCUUAAAUCCCCUCACUGGGUUGGUGGUGGUGUGGCAAUCGAGACCAUAGUCGCUCGUUGUCAUAUGGUUGAUCGGACUCCUGAUACGAGUUUGGUUGGUUGGAUGUUUUGAUGCUUGGAACAUCGUUAUUUGUCGACAAGAGUGGUAGUAGGAUUAUACCAUCGAGCAUACUCGAGCAUAAGGAUGGUGGCGUAGAUAGUGUUACUUAGUAUUCAUGGGGAGCCGCCUCACUAGCUUUCCUUUAUCGCCAGCUUGGGGUGGCUAGUCGGGGUGGCAGCCAGGGCAUUUCAGGAUGUUUGACGCUAUUUCAGGCAUGGAUAUAUGAGUAUUUUCCUACUUUUCGUCCACACACUUCUCGACUUACUUGUGAGACGGGUACGGCUCGUGCCUGCAUGUGGAGCAUUAGACAAGAGCGCAGGAGUUUAGUUUGACUACAGUGAUUUUGUACAUCCAUAGAUCAGUUGACGUCUGUAGAGGUAACAUGGUUGCCUUACGGUCCUGACCCUGCAUUGGCUGUUCCGAGGACCACACUCUGUGGGUGGCUUCGAUAUCGUGAUAUUUGAUAUGUGUGUUUUAUAUAGUGUUUCACCCCCGUCCCUUAGUACUUUUAUGCGUCAAAUGAGCUCUUAGGAGCCGUUUUUAGUGUUAAUAUGCUUUAUUGAGUGUGCCUUGAGUUUCAGGUUUGAUUAUGAGAAAUUGGUCUUUUUAUGACCCGUUUCAUGUUGAUUUAGGCCACUACUCGAGCCCGAGGAAGUUCGGGACCUUUAUCGUCGACUUUUGGGAACCUUAGAUGCUUAUGGUUGAGCCCCGAGAGUUAGACUUGGUGAUAUGGGCGAAGGAUAUUGAAGAUUGCAAAUCGCCCUGUGCGCCGAGGGCGAAACGCGACGAUCGGGCGGAUUUAAAAGAGGAUUAAUGUCAUCUACACGCGCCCGAUCGGGCGCAGCUCGCCCGGUCCGGAUCGGGCGCCCAUCAGAAGGCAAUAUGGACACUUCGCAAACCGCCCGAUCGGGCGGAAUUUGGCCCGAUCGGGCCGACUAUCGAGCACUUCGCCCGAUCGGGCGAAGCGUCGCCCGAUCGGGCGACGCCAACCUCCAGCUAUUUUCGCGUGGUUUCUUUUCCGUUUUUAAGCUUUAUUUUAGGAAAACUAUAUAAGCUAGCCUUUAUUAUUUUUGAAGGACACCUUUUAUUUUGAGUUUUGAACCUUAGUUUAUUUCCUUAGCUUAUUACUCUCUCAAAUUUGUUCCAACACUUAGUUUUAUUUUCAAUCAAAAAUUCAAGCUUUCAUUAUUCAUUGUUCUUCAAUUAGGUAUUGUUUCUUGUUCUAAUUUAGUUUAUUGCUUUAAUCAUGUUUUCUAUUAUGUUAAUUGCUUUGUUAUUUAUUAUCAUGAGUGAGUAGUUUAAUUUCUAGGGUUUAGGGGAUCCAUGAAUGCAUGAUUGGGAUUAUAUGUGGACAUGAUAUUUGAUUGAUUGAUUAUAAUUUCUAUAGCUUAUUAUUAUUGCUCGUCAAUUCUGUUCGGCCGGACUAUUUUGAUUUGAGUUUGAUUAAUCUUAGAUUAUGCGCCGAGAGGUAUAAAUCUGAUGUUUUUGGUCUGUGGCUAUUAGAUAGGAAUUAUUUCUAGUACGUAGCGAGAGCCCGCUAGUUGUUCUAUCCUAAGGAAUUCAUAAGAUUCGAGAGAUGCAUGAUUUCCUAGUUAUGAUUGUUAAUUGAUUGUUAUUGUCCGUUGUCCAAUCCCGGUCUGUGUUUAUGGUGAAUCGCUGUCCUGGAUUCCCUUAAUAUUGUUAUAUUCCAGUUUGAUUAUUUGCUUUAGCUUAAUAUACAAACCAAUCCAACUCUUUGUUACCAGUAGUCUAGAUUAGUUAAUUAAUAAUAGAAGAACGCUGUUUCCCUGUGGAUACGAUCCCUGCUUCCCUUGCUAUAUUUUUAGUUGGUGAACGUUAGGUUUAUCUUUGAUAGGAGUGCGAUUUAGCCUGUCAAAUUUUGGCACCGUUGCCGGGGAAACGAUUUUAUUUUCUGUUAUUAAUUGUUUUUCUAGAUUAUUGUUUGUUACUGCUCAAAGGACUCCCGUUCAUUGAGAUCGGAUCUCACGAUUUUUUUUUCUAGUUUUUGCUUGUUUAUGCCCAGGACUGUCCAUACCAGCGAUCUGACUUCGUUCGAUCCUGAACCUGAACGGACCUUUCGUAGACGGCGUAGAUUCGUUGAACAGUUGAGAGACUAUUCUGACUCUGAAUCCGACUAUCUGAUUAGCAAUCUAUUCCAUACAGAUUCAGAGAUGGGUGACCAAGCACCACCACCACCACCCCCACUUGUGCCCAGGCUUACAGACUAUUCUAAACCAAGUCUGUCUAUGCUUCCCAAGGCAAUCAUGCCUUCCAUUGCGGUCGAGAAUUUCAAGAUCGAACCCCAGCUGAUAAACAUGAUCGAGAGACACCAAUUCGGUAGGGAAAAGGGUGAAGAUCCUAAUCUCCAUAUUCAGUCUUUCAUUCAGUAUUGUGCCACCAUUAAGCAGAAGAAUUUAACACCGGAGCAGACUAUGGAGAUACUCUUUCCAUUUUCAUUGAGUGGGAAGGCCAAGCUAUGGAUUAACAGUCUCAACCGCGCAGCUAUGAAAAUCACCGAUUGGAAUUCCUUGGCCCUUGCGUUCUAUGUUAAAUAUUUCCCACCUGAGAAGACAGCUCGUCUGAGGGGUCAGAUAUUAGGUAUCUCUCAACAAGCAGAUGAGAGUUUGUUCAAAGUUUGGGAGAGAUUCAAGGACUUGCAAAGAGAGUGCCCGCAUCAUGGUUUGGAUGACUGGUUCCUGGUUCAGCAGUUCUAUAAUGGUCUGGGUAAUGAGUCUAGGUGUCUUUUGGAUUCAGCUGCCAGCGGGAGAUUUAUGCAACUGGAGGUGCCUAGAGCUUUAGAGGUGAUUGAGGAGAUGGCCAUCCAUAGUGCCCAAUAUGGGAAUCCUAGAGGUUUUGCCGAUCGUGGUGUUAAGCAUGAGAUGAACUCUAUUGAACAGCUUACUGCUCAACUAACUGCCCUACAUCACAAGCUGUAUAAUAUGCAAAACGCAUCUUCCCAAGCCACCCAACAAGCUAGUGUCGCCGCAAUGAGUGCUCAGUUGACCAAUGUCUGUAAUAGUUGUGGGAUGCAAGGUCAUUAUGCACCGGAAUGUAGGAGCUCUAUUGAACAAUGCAAUGCAUUCCAGGCCUACAAGCAGAACAAUCCGUACUCCAACUCAUACAAUGAGGGGUAUAAAAACAACCCCCUAUUAUCAUAUAGGUUCAACACCCUCCACCACCACAACAACCUUACCAACCACCACCACAACAACCCUACCAACCGCGGAGUAACUACAACCCGCAGCCUAGUGGGCCACCUGGCUUUCCUCCACAGCCUCAACCCACACAACCUGAUCCCAUGCUUGUUGAGAUGCGGAAUAUGAUGUUAGAAUUGCAGAGGUCUCUGAGCGAAAAGGAUGCCAAAAUCGAUGCCCUCACUGCUCAUAACAAGAUCAUGGAUAAACAGUUGGCACAAAUGGCUACUACUCUCGCAGAGAGACCCAAGGGUCAACUCCCUUCACAGCCUGUGACCAGAGAGUCUGUAAAUGCUGUCACUUUGCGGAGUGGAUAUGAGUAUGAUGGGCCACCUAUGACUAUAGAGGAAGGGGUUGAAGUAUCUGUCAGUGGUGCUGUACCAAGAGAAAGUGAGAAGGUGGUCAAGGAGAAGGAAGCUGACACAAGGGUUGAGAAGAAAGUUGAGAUACAAGUUCCACCUAUCAAACUUCCCUUCCCUCAUCGUCAGCUAAAGAACAAGCUAGACAAGCAGUUUGGUAAGUUCUUAGAAGUGGUAAAGAAUCUGCAGGUAACGGUCCCUUUCACUGAAUUAAUUACUCAAGUACCUGCAUAUGCUAAAUACAUGAAAGACAUCUUGACUAGGAAGAGAGCAUUUAGUGAGGUGGAGACUGUUGCAUUUACUGAAGAGUGCAGUGCCUUACUACAAAAUAAGUCUCCACCCAAGUUGAAGGACCCCGGGAGUUUCUCUAUCCCAUGUAAUAUUGGCAACCUUUUUAUUGACAAAGCCUUAUGUGAUUUAGGUGCCAGUGUUAGUGUCAUGCCCCUGUCUGUAUGUACUAAGUUGAACAUGGGUGAUUUAAAAGUUACCAACAUAACUUUGCAAAUGGAUGAUAGAUCUGUAAAAUACCCCCUAGGUGUUCUAGAAGAUGUGCCUGUUAGAGUAGGUAAAUUUUUUAUCCCUGUUGAUUUUGUUGUGUUGGACAUGGAAGAGGACAGGCAAAUUCCUAUUAUUUUAGGUCGACCUUUCCUACACACUGCGGGGGCAAUCAUAGAUGUCAAGAAUGGCAAGCUGACCUUAAAUGUGGGGGAUGACAAGGUUACUUUCAAUUUAACCCAUGUUGCUAAGAGCCCUAUGGUAGAGGAGUCAUGUUUUGGAGCCAAUGUUUCUAAUGAUUGUUUUAACACUGAAUUGACUCAUACUAACUCUAAUAACUCCUCGGAAAAAGAGCAUGUUUCAAAUUGUUUUGCAGGUGGAGAUGAUCGGAGUAUGAACUCUUCGGCAUGGGUUCGAAGGAAAGCACGAUUUGAUGAUGCUGAGACCCGAAAGUUCGGUGAACGGUGGGCACCGCAUUCAUGAUCAGGGUCGUGGUCUGUCACUUCCCGCGCCACAUAGCUCAUCCAAGGCAAUUGAUUUGACACCAGAUGGCACCAUCUUUGGUGCCCCCAUUCGAUGAGUUGUCGUGGCUCUCAUCCCUUUCCUUUCGUUGUCUAUGCAUAAACUGAGAUUGUGUAAUGGGGACAUUACACCAAUCUAAUAGGGGAUGAGUACUUAACUAUCCAUUUAUUGCUUUCCGUAGUGUACUUUAUACUUUCGUUUUGUGUGUUUUAGUUUAAUUUUUGAUCAAGUGUGUGAUUCAGUGUAGUCUUUAGUAUUGGAGAGGCGAGAUGAGGGUAUUUUACGGUUUUGGUGUUUAAUGUUAUGCAGGUCUAAGGCCCCAAGCACGAAAAGGUUUAAUCAAAGCCAAACGGAGCAGCUUGCAUUUCACCCGAUCCGGAUCGGGCGAGGUGCGCCCGAUCGGGCGCGUGUCGAUACAAAUAAAAAUUUGGGAAAUCGCCCGACCGGGCUAAAGUGGCCCGAUCGACACAAAAGGCGAGUGAAAUGCCCGAUCGGGCGAAAUUCCGCGACGAUCGGGCGGUUGAUGAUGACGUCAUAGAAAGGUCAAGGAAGGAUUCUGGGCUGAGAAAAGUCAACAAAACAAGGCAUUGCAUUUCGCCCGAUCCGGAUCGGGCGAGGUGCGCCCGAUCGGGCGCGCACAGAUGUAAAGAAAUUGAUGAAAAAGCGCCCGAUCGGGCGAGCUGUUGCCCGACCGGGCGAAACGCGAAUCAGUGAGAUAAGUCACGGGAAUACCCUUAUUCCUUCACUUUCUUUUCAUCUUCAACCUCAAGUUCUCUCUCUUCCUCCAUUAAACCCCAACCUCCAAUAACUUCCAACCUCCAUAACUCCCUCAAUUCUCAACCAAAUUCAACAAUCUUUACAUCAAAAUCAUCCUCUCAUCAUCCUCUACAACCUAUACCCAACCAAUUUUAGUUUACUCCGUCUCCACCAAAUCCCCAAAUUUCACAAAAAACCUCAAAACCACCAAAAAAAUUCAGAUUUCUACCAUGGUUACUCGACCAAGGAGGAGUUGUACCACACAACCACGGAACCAACAUGAGGCUUCCACUAGCCGAGCAAGGGAACCGACACCACCACCUCCGCCGCCCCAAAUCGAAGCCGAUGAGGACUUCCCGGAUGUCAUUUUUGCAACGAAGUGGCAACGAGACCGAUUCAUCCACCUCAAGAAGAGGGAGGUAAUACCCACUCGUUUUAUUUGUCAAAGAUCUUUGCAUGCAAUGGGUAUUGAGAGUGAUGUAAAACGUCUUUUUCAUGGUGUCGGUAUGAAAGAUAUGUAUAGUAUGUUGCGUCUCACCUUUAGGCGUAUAACUUUAGAAUUUCUGAGUUCGUUGGCUUUGCGUAAAGAUGGUUAUAGAACUGUGUCCGCGGUUCAGUUUUGCUUGAUGAACCGCAAUGUUACCAUGAGUAUAGCUGAUUUUGGUGGGAUUUUUGUCUUGUCCACCGCCUAUAGUAGGAAACCUGGUAGUGCACAUAACAACUGUACAAUGUGGGGAAAGCUGACGGGUAAUGAUAAUCCCGGUAGUAUGCAACAUUUGCAUGCUUCCAAGAUACAACACCCUGUCCCUAUUGUUUUCUACAGGUUUCUGGGGUUUACAAUUUUUGGUAAAGAGGAGACCCAAAAUGUGAGGAGUACUGAGCUGGAGAUUUUGGGUGGCUAUGUUUUAGAAGGGCAAGAGAGGUAUAAAAUGAACCUAGCACAUCAUAUGGCCUCCCAACUCUUUUCUAUAGCCACUAGCAUACAUACCCCUCGCAUUACCGUUGGUGGGUUGAUCACCCACAUUGCCAUGGCCACAAUUAACUUUGUUGAGGCUAACCAAACCCCGGUUUUGGGUAGCAACUUACUUGAUUUGGCCAAUUUUGCUGGACUACGUCGCCUACAGGGUGAGCAUGGGUUGUUUAGGCUGGGUGCCAUGUGGUGGAUGUUCGAGGGGAACAGGAUUUUCACCUUGCCUGACCCCCAGGGCCGCACCCGUUUCAGACCCGGUCAGGCUCACUAUUUAUAUGGUGGAUUUGAGGGUGAGCCACAACCUGACCCCCAGCCAGAGCCCCACCAGUUCGAGCCCGAGCCUCGCACCUACUUUAGGAGGGGGCGUCGAGGGGAUGAGGGGAGGCCACAGGGUAGGCCUACACCAGAGGAGGAGUAGGGGUCCAUUCAUGAGAGGUUGGACAGACUUGAGCUCGGUUCCCAUGAGUUCGCGGCUGAUCACCAGAGGACCAUGUUCCCCUUCUAUGAUCAUUAUGCCAGGCAGGGCUACAUUACCCCGGACGCUCAACACCCUUCCUGGUUUACCUAUCCCGCGGAGGGAUAUGGAGUUCCCGGUGCCAUGGGAAAUUUCACACCCACCCACUACGGUGGGUUUGGAGCAGGCACUAGCGGUUUUGGCGGUCGGGGAGGUGAUGAUGGUGAUGAUGGCCAAGGCCAUCAGUGACGCUGAGGAGGAUCGAGAUGGUCCGAUACCCCUUGAGCCAAUGAGGACAUUGUCUGAUUUAGCUUGGGGGGGUGUUUCACUCACUUGUACAUAUUAGGUAUGUUUUCUUAUUAUUUUUGAUUUUACUUAUUUUUGGUGUGUUUACUGUUUUCUAGAGUAGUUUAUUGCUUUGAGAAAAAAAAAAUAUAUACAAAAAUACGUUCCGAUGAAUACAAUUUCAUGCUUCCCUGUGCCCCUUGAACGAAAAUUGUUUUUGAUUCUUGGUAUUUGAUGAUGGGCAAUGUAGAUGUGUUAGCCAUGAUUUGAUAUUCGAUUGCUUUGAUGCCUUAACAUGAGUCAACUCCGACUAACUAUUUGUGGACUUGGUGCUUGACUAGUUGAUUUGGUUAGGAUGUGUGAUAGCUUCCUGGUGUGUCAUUGAUUUUGAGUAUUGAUUUGCAACUAUUAGUAGUGUUUUAUGACUCAUAUACAUGCACAUUGUGGAGGACGAAGGCAUUUUUCUGAUUAGGUAGCCUUCAGAUGAAUCUAGAUACAUUUUUUCCCUUCUUUUCUGCCCAUGUUGUUGCUUGUGCCCUUUUAUUCGGUGACUAGCCAUAUUACAAGCCCAUGAAAACCCCAUUGGUUACUAGUCCCAAGCCUAGCUUGGGGGAGCUAAUAGUAGUGAGGUGAGGGAGUUGUAGUGUGCUACAUUUUGAGCACAAAGUGGGUAUUGAAAAUGGAGUUCGUCUUAUCAUGUUUGUUGUUGAAAAUGAGUUGGAAAUGAAAAGAGAUGAAAGAACAAAACAAAUGUGAAGGUUGCUAAAAAGAAAGAAAAUAAAGAGAGAUUGAAAAAGAAAAGAAAGAGAAAAAUCUAUUACUCUCAUAAAAAGUUCAAAGUAUUGUUUCAAUCAAGUUCUGCAAAUUCAUAUCCUUAUGAGUGAUUGGUUACAAUUGUGAAAAAGGGCAAGAAAGUAUGGUGUUGGCUAUUUGUUUUUUUGUCAUGUGUUGAGUGGGAGAUUAUGGUCAUUAUGUUGGUUGAUCAUGGUUGUUUUUAGGAUUUAUGCUCCCCAAAGCCAAGGCUUUAAAGCUCACAUUAUACCAAAUUUACCGCACCCUUACCUAAGCCUAACAUUACAAGCUUUGAAGACCUUCCGACCUUUGUGCAUAGAGUCGUACUUAUGUGAAAGUAGUUGUUUAUCAAUGCAAGUUAUGACAUGACGCAUUUCGAGUUGACUACUAGGUCGAGUGUAUGUUUUUCUAGACACACGAGUGUUGUGAGUUUGGGAGGGCAUUGUUCACUUAUAUGUUGGGAGGAGAGCGAAGGGGUACAUCUUUUAUCCGCCCCAUAAAUGAGUGACGAGUGUGUGAGCACUAGUCUUGAAUUCCAUUGUGCAUUUGUGGUUCGCUUUGCGUGACGAUUGUUAAGAUGGAUUAGCGGUUGAAUGGAUUUGAUUGGUUGAAAUUGAUGCAUGCUUGUUGGAUUUUGCCUUGAAUUAUGUGUUUCAUUUUGAAAUAUGUUGGGGGUGAAGUUGGUCUUGUAUUCAUCGAUGAUUUCCUUGCUUAGGGACAAGCAAGGAUCUAGCUUGGGGGAGUUUGAUAUGUGUGUUUUAUAUAGUGUUUCACCUCCGUCCCUUAGUACUUUUAUGCGUCAAAUGAGCUCUUAGGAGCCGUUUUUAGUGCUAAUAUGCUUUAUUGAGUGUGCCUUGAGUUUCAGGUUUGAUUAUGAGAAAUUGGUCUUUUUAAGACCCGUUUCAUGUUGAUUUAGGCCACUACUCGAGCCCGAGGAAGUUCGGGACCUUUAUCGUCGACUUUCGGGAACUUAGAUGCUUAUGGUUGAGCCCCGAGAGUUAGAUUUGGUGAUACGGGCGAAGGAUAUUGAAGAUUGCAAAUCGCCCUGUGAGCCGAGGGCGAAACGCGACGAUCAGGCGGAUUUAAAAGAGGAUUAAUGUCAUCUACACGCGCCCGAUCGGGCGCAGCUCGCCCGGUCCGGGUCGGGCGCCCAUCAGAAGGCAAUAUGGACACUUCGCAAACCGCCCGAUCGGGCGGAAUUUGGCCCGAUCGGGCCGACUAUCGAGCACUUCGCCCGAUCGGGCGACGCCAACCUCCAGCUAUUUUCGCGUGGUUUCUUUUCCGUUUUUAAGCUUUAUUUUAGGAAAACUAUAUAAGCUAGCCUUUAUUAUUUUUGAAGGACACCUUUUAUUUUGAGUUUUGAACCUUAGUUUAUUUCCUUAGCUUAUUACUCUCUCAAAUUUGUUCCAACACUUAGUUUUAUUUUCAAUAAAAAAUUCAAGCUUUCAUUAUU